AUGAGGAUACGGAAGCAAGAACCUCAAAAAUAUAUUCCAGAAGCCCAUUUAAUGGGAGGUGCCCAAGAAGAAAUAGCCCCAAAAUAUCUCAGCCUAGUGUUGGGCCCAGACCCCGUAACCAGCCUGAAGAAAGCCCAAAAGGAGUUGGUAUUGGAAGCAGUACAUGAAGGUCGACAUCGAAUGAUGAAAACAAAAAGAAGGGCAACAGAAAACCAUGGAUUUAGAAGAGAGUGA
Molecule: messenger RNA, 234 nt
Organism: Sphenostylis stenocarpa
Lineage: Eukaryota; Viridiplantae; Streptophyta; Magnoliopsida; Fabales; Fabaceae
Source: the annotation of a GenBank genome assembly